AUGCAUCUCUCGAGUGCGUUCGCUGCAAUCGCUUUGGCUCGCUCUGUAUUGGCGGCCCCCUACACGCCCUCCGGCGGGCUGGGGACGAACUCGACGCCGCCAGAGUAUGUCUACAUGAGCGAUUUCGACUUCCAGUCGCUGAACUUGGGACUUAACCAAGAAUGGAUCGAAUUGGACCUGUUCCAUCAUGCCCUCGCGAAGUUCUCCGUGGAGGAAUUCGAAGAAGCCGGACUCAACGCCGAAGAUCGCUUCCUCCUGGAAUACAUGGCCGAUCAGGAGGUCGGGCACGCCACCCUCAUCCAGAACAUGCUCCAGGGCAAGGGCGCGAAGCCGUGCAACUACACAUACCCUUUCGAGACCGUGCGCGAGUUCAUCGACUUCUCCAUUGACCUCACGCGCUGGGGCGAAGCGGGCACCUACGGCUUUCUCUCGCACCUAAACUCGCGACCGGCUGCAGCGCUUCUGACGCAAUCCAUCGCGACGGAGGCCCGUCAGCAGAUGGUGUUCCGCCAGUUUGAGGGUCUGUUCCCGAUGCCGACGUAUUUCCAACAUUCCAUAACGCAGUCCAUGCAAUGGACGCUGCUCGCGCCAUAUUUGGUCAGCUGCCCUUCCGAUAACCCGCACAUUGAUUGGCAAAAUUUCCCGGGUUUGAACAUCACCAACAAUCCGAGCCGUGCACCACUCGUGAACACUACCGAAGCGGGUAAAUCGACAUUGCCCGCCAUUACGCACAACCGCACCGACCCGCUGACCAAGCCCGGCGACGUCCUCCAUCUCGUAUGGGAAGAGCCAGGAAAGAAGGUUGGCUACAACUCGUCCUAUAUCACCAAUUCGACCGCCGGCGAGGCCAAGUACGCUGCGUGGAUAUCGCAGCUGAACACAACCUACACCCCGCUGUACAACAUCAGCGGCACGAGCGGUUAUACCAAUCAACCCGGCGGUAACAUCUUUGGCGGCAACUCGGCGCCGACGAUGAACGCUACGGUGUUUGUCUUGAUCGUCGAUGAAGAUUUGUACGUGACACCGUUUAAUCUGACGAUGCUCAACGAGCACGUCGUUGCUGGACCUGCAAUGUACCAUGCUGCAUAA
Messenger RNA from Punctularia strigosozonata HHB-11173 SS5, 1089 nucleotides. Its product is annotated as Rds1 protein. Bases 1 to 1089 code for a protein of 362 amino acids. NCBI's taxonomy places the organism in Eukaryota, Fungi, Basidiomycota, Agaricomycetes, Corticiales, Punctulariaceae. The record is from RefSeq and is a predicted model, not a curated record. The transcript has 4 exons.